AAAAGCCCAACUAUUUCUAAUGCUCUGGCCAGCGUGGCUGCCAAAAUCGGAUCAUCAUCUUCAACAACACCACCGGCCGUUGUCCCAGCAUCUGCUGCAGUUGUCCCAGCAUCUGCAGCAGUUGUCCCAGCAUCUGCAGCAGUUGUCCCAGCAUCUGCUGUUCCUGCAAAAUCUAAUAUUGAAUCUGUCUCAGAGUCUGUGAAAGCCAAGCAAGAGGUCCUGGCAAAAACUGUAGAAUUCAAUAAUGACCUGAGUGGAGAAAGAGAGCUGAAUAAAAUUAACUCCUUUAGACCAGAACGAGCAGACAUCAGUAGCUACAGCAGGAAUGGGGCCGUGAACAUUAACAUUCCUGAUGACUCAUCACUUCCUGCCGUAGUCCGAGACCACAGCAGCCCCAUUGACAGAUAUGGGAGGAACAACAUGUCCGACCUCUUCAUUCAGGAAGAUGAUGAGUACUCACGUAAAGAGAGGCACUGCUUCUCCAAGACGGUCAGACAACCAGUGUCGGUGACGGCUGCUGUGGACACCUGCUCUGUGAACAGAGCACAAACCUUGCACACAUACACUCUAGCUGUAGACAGCACAAACGAUGCUUACCAGAAAACAUGUGCUCAAGUCAUUGGUGAACAAGAGGAGGACGACUCUGUUUACUCUCAGCUGGCUGUGGUUAAUGAAAACUACACCAACUCCAUCAAAUCAGAGGACAUUGAUUGGGAGGAAGUUAGGAAGUAUGAGGAGCAUGUCAGGAAAAUUGACGAACCCAUCAGAAUUUGUGAUAACUCUGCCGUCUACACUCUGCCAAAUAUCGAACUGAUCAGGCAGGCGCCUGUUCUCUCCGAUGAUCUUGGUGAUGACAUUGUCAGUGCACUUGAUCUGAAGUCUGAAGAUCUUGGUGAUGACAUUGUCAGUGCACUUGAUCUGAAGUCUGAAGAUCUUAGUGAGGUCAUUACUGCAAUAAAUCAGGACAAAAUUGAAGGAAACACUGUUGUAGUGUCUGAGCCUGGUGAAGUUAGCAGCCUAGUCCCUGCUGACUCAUCUGUCCCAGCCUCUUCCUUGAGCAAGGAUGCUGUCACCCCAGUAAGUUUAGAGGAGUCCCCAAUUAGCUCUGGCACUGUAGAUGAGAGGUCAGAUGUUGAAAGUGGUAAGACUGAUGUCGAAGAUGUUGGGUUGACUCUUCCCCUAGAGAAGUCCAACCCUCAACCCAUCCCUCAACCUGUGAAGAAAUCUCCCAGAUCUGGUUUCAGCCUGUUGUCAUUUUUUGAUAGAAUCCUUCUUCCCAAUGAUAAAAAAAAUGCAGCUGAGAAAACGGCGUCUGAAGUCGGAGAUGUAAAAACAGAUGAUUCUGUUGUCACAACUCCAACAAAAAUUGACAGUGUGGUGGCUCAACCUGUGCAAGACUUAGUUCCUGUGAUAGCCAGUAAAAUUUCACCUGCAGGUACCCAGCCAUCAGUGCCAGCUACACCUUCAAAGCCAAACCAGUUGUCACUAGAUCUGACCCCCAAGAAGACAAAUGAAAGCACGCCUAGCAGAAUUCGGUCUAUUUUUUUCAAAACAAAGGCCCCUAACCCUGACAAGGAGAAGAUAAUUCAGGAAGAGAAAGAACUGAGCUGCAAAAUAAUCACAACAGCUGGUGCAGUCAGGAAUAAGAGUGCUGAGAAUUUCCCAAAGGCCAGGCCACUUUCAGCCUUUGUGGAUCGCGACACCGAAUUCAUGGAGGACAGUGCCAUAUUAGACAGCAAACCUCAUGCAAGACCUCUUUCUAUGUAUGACUUGCCCUAUGGGGAAUCUUUUCCAAUUAGGAACACAGAUUUCAUCUUAACAUCAAAUGGCAGUCUCCCUGUUCAAUUUGAUGGACAGGCUGUUCAUGACUUGGCCUGUACGGGAUUUAAAACCUCCUCCACUCCUGCUGUGAAGCUAUCAGCUGAUGACGAUACGUGUUCUCCAAUAACAACAUCACCAGCUGCUGCUGAUGAGUGUUCAGAAGCCUCAUCUAGUGAGUCGGACAUCAGUGAGAGGCCGAAAUUGAUCAGUGAAAUUGAUGUUGCUCAAAUUUGCCAAUGGGAUGGGAAAACUGACAACAAUUUUACUGUACCAGAGUACAGGUAAUUUAAGUAAUACAUUAGCAUUAUUAGACCUGUCAUACAUGUGGGACCUACGGGGCCCAGCCUGUCAUGGUAUGGUUAAAUUAAGUGGUAAUGAAAUUACCAUCAUUUGACUUUAACAGGGGGUCUCACACAAGUAAUAUGUAGGACCCUCCUAAGGGGCAUCUCAUGAAAAAAGGCAAAUUGUAAAAGUAGUAACCGGGCAUUGAAUGUAACAAAAUUUUUGCAAAGAAACUAAUUUUUAAAAAUGAAAAAAAAUUCAUUACAGUUUUUAUGAAUAAAUCUAGCCAUCUUCUUACACAGAUGAUGACAUUCAGAUACUUGCAAAUUAUUUUUUUAAUGUAUUUGGUAUCAUUAGUCUUUCAUGUAUCUCUAAUUCAGAUAUGUUUUAGCACUGACCACCUGUCCUGAAGAAAUAGAUUCAGACAAGCUUGCUUUCAUAGAAGGAGACUACCUGCAGGUAGAAUUUCAUUAAAGUCUUAUGCUUAAUAAAUGUUAUCUGGCACUUGAAACUAUAAUCUCAAUCAAUUUUUUCUCAUCUUUGUGAUCUUAAAUGAAUCUUUAAAUGAUUGCCAAAAAUACUGAAUACCUAAAGUGGUGUGAUCUACAGUAAAAGAAUGUUCAAAUAAAUAGAAAUUACAAAUUUUAAUUAGCUUUUAAUUUUAAUUUAAAUUAGCUUUUUUAAAGAUGAACUAAAUUCAUCAGUUCUUGCAUCACUCAUAAAUUAAGAUGAUAACAUCUCAUAGCCUUCAUUAUUGGAAUAUCUCAGCGAAUAAUCGUAGCUUUCGAUGUAUUGUAUUAUAAUAUCAUUGAUUUAUUAUGCUUUAAAAUUUUGUCAUACCUCAGUUAUCUUUUAAUCAGAUUGAGAGAGCUGUAUUAAAAAAAUAGAAUCUGGUCAUCAAUCCAACAAGCUUAUUCAACUUCUAAUUUAUGCAAGCAAAACUUUUCCAUCAAUGUGUAUCUAAAAGUUGUAAUCAGCUUUAUUAUUGUUCAGGUGCUUGCUCAGCUAGACUCUCAGUACAUUUACUGUUCAAGUGGAAAGAAGGAAGGUUUAGUGGACCUUGCUGAUGUGGAGCCACUGCCAGAGGGGGAUUUUCAAGAGCCACUUAGUGAGAGCAUUGACCAGUAAUCGGGACAUUUGCACUCAACAGUCUUUCCAACUGCUGCAGAUGUGUAGAUGGAUGUCCCAAGCGUUUCUCUUGUGUAGGAGCAUUCAUUGGUUUGUUGGCUUGUGUGGGGAAGAACUCAAUGUGUGUGUGUAGGGUUGAUACUUACAAAAAUGUUCAUCUAGUCAUUAGGGUGAAAUUAACAAGCAGAAUGUUGAUAUCGGCUCUUGAAACCCAAAGAUAAUUUAAAGGAAAAUCGUUACAUAUAUGUACAUAUGUAUGUGGUUUUAAUAAUUGUGAAUUGCGUUUCCAUAAUAAAUACUUUGCUAAAUUAUUCCUAUAAUAGAUUAGGAAGGUUAAAAUAUCAGAUAAAAAUAAUUUAUAUAAAAAUUUUAUUGACUUUUUUUGUUGCAAUAUUUCAUUUUCAUGAUGUGUGAAUCGUUACACUAUCUCCACGCAUCGAUUCAAGAGACAACUCUCCACGCAUCGAUUCAAGAGACAAUUAAAAAUCUCCUAAAAAUUCAGAUCACAAUUCAAAUCUGAAAUCAGUUAUUGUAGGUAUUCCAUGCAUUUAAAAAAAAAUCAACAUGAAAAGCUAUUGAUGUAAAUGAGCAGUAUCGGGUUGGAGAACAUGCUGGGCAUAUUUUACUAUAAGAAAAGGACAGAAAAGGAUUGGUGAGCAUAAUCUCAAUGAACAUAAGGGUUUGACAUAAUACUUUGACACCAUUAUGAUUUCUUUCUAUUGAUCAAGGCUGUGCAUCUAUUGCUUUUAUGUCGAGUAUGUUUGGAAAAUGAAUGCACUUAUGCUUUUUAUGCAUGCAGUAACCAUCUGACCCAAAUUUGGCAAACCAUUAGUUAUUUCUGAAACUAUGUCCAGUCCAACAUAUGCAUACCCCCCAAAAAAAUAAUAAACGACCCAAUGGAUUUCAAUUUCAAGUCCCUUUAAUUCAUUAUUCAAUUUGUAGGUUUUGUUCACCCACUAGUGGUUUGAGUAAUUCUAAUCUGGUAGACAUUAUUUGGUAAGUAAAGAGAUUUCUCAGUUGGCUGGUCCGGGAUUGGGUAAACUGAUCAUAUAGUUGACCAAAUAGUUAAUAUUUUAGGGUUCUGUGGGGCAAGAGGCAAACUGAUUUAAGUUGGAGGGCCUCUAUUUUUCAUAUGGGGGUUCAUCCUGAGGGUCAAAUUGGAGCAUUUUCCCCCUGUGGAGUUGGGGUAUACAUUUCUUUUCUGAGUUAACUUAGUAGACUGUUGGGUCUGUUUACCUUUCUACCUAUUACUGAUGUUUCUUUAAUGAAGAGGGGGUCAAUUCUCAGAUGUGAGUGAUCAAAGAUGGCCUUGAAAUUUUCAUUGAAAACAUAAGAAAAAGUUUGGCUCACGCUUUGGUCAAGUGGACCUGACUGAGGUGUCAUGUCAUGAUUGGCAAUUAAGGAAGUGUAAUAAAGCAAAGCUGGUUGAACUUCACUUAAUAAUGUUGAAAGCCUUAAAUAUAACAUAAAAUUUAUUCUUAGGUUGUGGGAAGACCAAAGAAGAUGCCAGGCCGAAAUAGGCCUGAGCAUACUUUGCCAACUCCCGAGCUGGCCAAAGCCUUGGACUGAAAUCCUGUUAAAUAAUUUCUAAAAUAUCUAUUUGUCUUCAAAACAUGCCCACUAAUCAUGUCUGCAAAAAUAAAGAAGACAAAAAUGCUCUAUUGAAUUGUAUUGAAGUAUACAAAAAAAAUAAAAAUAAAUUAUAAAUCUUCAAACAUAAAACCUAUAAUAAAUUGAAACAUUGUUUUGAAUGAAAAUUUGUAAUGACUUCUGUAAACUCAACCCAGAGGGAAAAAAUUGUCUCACAUGUACAUAUUAUAUUAUGAUCCUCUAUUGCCAGUUGUUUCCCUUGCAUUUCAAACAAAGUCAUUCUAAGUUACAGUUCCUUAGCAUAGCAGUCACAUUAAAAAUGUUUAACCCACCACUAGUCAAAGCAAUUUUCAUAAAAAUAUUUGAUUAUUAAUAACAUUUUUAUAAACUUAGAUUAUAAGACUUUACAACCAGAUUCUAGUGAUAACCCUAGGCCUAGAGUCAGAAAACUGGGUGUCAUUUUAUAGGAAGCCAAUGUAAACAUACCACUGUUUUUAACUGUGCAAUCCUCAGCUUCACACCACCUAGAAAUCUAGAAACAUUGGUUUGACUGCUGCUAACAACUUUGCACUUAUGACUAAAAACUCGGAUUUUUUCUCGUCUUUCUGAAAGCAGUAUUGCUUUGCUCACCAAAUUUUCUUGUUUUCAAUUCAAAAUUGUGUAAAUUGAGGAAAUAACCUUGUGAAAAUGAUAGAUUUUUGUUUUCCUUGGUCUUAAUAUUUCUAUAAAUCUCUGGGAUACUAAGUCAUUCUAUGUCUUUGGCAUAUCAUCUCAGACAUUCUUUGAAAUUAAAAUAGAAACAUACGGUUAACACUGAAAUUAAAAUAGAAAAAUAUGGUUAACACUUUCCGUAAAGCCUUUACUUUUCAAUGUCAACAAAAUAUUAACUAUAGGUUCAAAAAGACUCGAUUGCAUUCUCUGUUGUGAAUUCAUAAAAACUUCUCUUUCGAUAUUGUUAUUUUCUAAUGAUUCUAAUUUUUUUGCUCUUGUGAUAUAUUUUUCCUUAAAAGAAGCUUGGAAUGAUAUAAAAUCAUAGAAACUAUUUUCUUUAAAUUAAAAUGUAUAAAAAAAUUUUUUUCUUGUUAAUCCUACGUUAAAAAAAAAAAAAAAAAAAAGUAAACACAACACAAAUAUAAAUAUAUUAAUUUGUUAGUGACUAUUGAUGUAGAUACAACUUUAUAUUUAGAAACAUUCUUUACAGUGUAAGAAAGUUACUCUUGUAAAUUAAGACAAGGAAAAAUCAUAUUUUACAACUGCUUUGGUGCAUUGCUUUGUCCUCACGACCAAGUCAUUCAUUAAUAUCAUAUAAGCUGACCAUUAAAAAGGACAUUAAACUUGAUUCAAAGUUCAUUAUUAUGAACCAGUGGUUCCCAAAUUUUUUGACUUGGAGAGGCCCUCCAAUUUUUAGAAUUUUAGAAUCAAUUUUUAGAAUCAAUUUCUUUUGGGGUGCCCCUUAUGCCUACCCCAUUUCCUACAAGUUAAUUGUGGUUUAUUUAAUUUCAUUGAGCGGUUGGGAACCACUAAUAUAAACUGAUCACUAAAAGUUACAUAAAAUUGUAUUCGAAUUUUAGGGUGCGUUUCUAAUCUCAAUAGUGGAGUCCUUAAGAAAACAACCUCUUUAAUUUUUAAGAACAAAAACUAACCCAAAAGAUGUCUUUUAAGUUUUCAUCACUGUAUUCAGGCUUUUGUUAAUUACAUUUCUUGACUGAACCAGAAAUGCUCGCUGUCUGUCCUAACAUUAAUCCUUGCUGAUAUCCGAAUGUUUAUUCUGUCGUAUCACCUAUCAAUGUCAGGCUUCUUCAUGGUGGUUCUGAUUGUCAUUUUUAUAUAACAAACUAAGACAUUACAAACUUAUAUACAUUAAUUAAUAUAUGUUAUAUUUCUUGUGCAAUAAAUAAUUAUCCUCCAAUGGAACCUAGCAGAUCUAUUUUUUGUGUUGUGAAAAUCCCGGAAUGUCUAUUCUGCAUGUUAAACUCUGCUAAAUUUAACUCAAUGCUGUCACGGAUCAUGAAAUCCUCAUUAAUCAAUUUUUCACAUUUAUCCAUGAGAUGGAGUUAAAAACUUAAAAAAAAAAAAUCCUUAUUAUAUAUCAUUGUCAGAAUUUUCUGUCAGAUGACUCUGAACUUAUACUUUAAAUGAUCUACAAUUGUUCAUUAAAGAAUGUUUUAAUUUUUUUUAUUUGAGAUUAUGAGUGAUAUUUUUGUGCUUGCAGUUGAAUUAGCUUGUAUACACAUGGCUUCAAAACUCUUUCAUUUUUACACCUGGCUGUACUUUUUUUUUUUCCUCAAGAAAAGGAUGAAAAUUAUCUGCAUUAUAAACAUGUUUUUUAAUAACAUCUCACUAUUUGAUGAAGUGGAUGAUACAUUUAUUCACACACAAAAGGGGACAAUAAAAGAAACAACAUAAGAAAUAAUUGGAACUAGAUCAGAAGUAAAUACUACAUUAGUCCGUAACUGUUUUGAUGGCUGCGUAAUUCAUUGUAUUGGCAUAUAUUGGCACCAUCUAGCACACUGUUAGUCUGUUCAAAAUUGAAGUAUCUUAGGUGCUCUACUGGGCAGUGUGAAAUUCCACAUGAACUUUGUAGAAAUUUUGUUUAUGCAAUGUAAUUUAUUCCUUUUUUAUUGCGGAUCAGUAUUACUAAUAAUUUACCAUUGGCUCUAGCAUUGAUGUGUUAACAUUAGCAUUUAAUGUUAUCCCAUUUUUUUUUUACAAUACAUCAACACCAUUUUUUUUUGAAUCAUCAUCAUCUCCUAUUCAUCUUCCAAGAUAUUUGUACACCUUGCAACUUUCGACUUAAGUCUAGCUUGGUUUUUCGUCCCAGAGCGUAGUUAAAGCUUGGAAGAUAUAGGACUGAGCUCACCCUGUCUUUGUAUGAUGGAACUUGAAUGUGGUGGUCUGGGGGUAAGUCAAGUGUCAGCAAUUCAAGGAAAUUAGAAAGUUGGGAUUAUUUUUAGUUGCUGGUUAUUUUAGUAUUUUUUAAAAAUCUUGAUAAAUACCGUACUAAUAAAAUUUUGUAACAAUAACACAAUCACAUGUCCUUGAUAAAAAUAAAUUGAUGAAUUAAAUAGAAAAAAAUAUUACUUUAUAUAAUUUUAAACUCAUCUAGUAAAAUCCAUGCUGUGAGAUCUAAACAUUUAUGUGCUACCUAAUUAGUUAACACAAUAUUCCCCACCCAUACCCAACCCUGCUUGUCACUAACUACAGAUGCAACCAUUCAUUUAGUGCUAAAGUAGGCUUCUUUGAGUUAAUGUGCAAUAUUUUAGUGCAUAGCAUCCUUGAUUAAUUUCGCUGUUCAAACUUCAAUUAAGGUCCACUAUUGAAAAUGUUGCAAUGCUUUUUAUCCACAUACAAAUUAUCUCAUCCCUGUCUUUUCCUUUCCAAUAUUUUGGAUUUUCAGUUUUUAAAAAGUUUUUCUGGUCGCUGUUAUUUAGUCUGUCUUAUACAAUUGAUUUUUAUUGAGAUCCUCGAUCCAUCAUCAAAAAUUUUAUUCUUUAAAACCUUCAUAUUGUUAUAAAUAUUUAUUCCAUUGAAUGUUGCACUUACAAGAUGUCAUUAGGUGUUACUUGUUUUCAUUUGAUGUCACACUCGGCACUUGUUACAGACCAACGCAGAAAUAGGUAUAGUGAGAUUUAGCAAAUACUCUGUGCACUUGUUACAGACCAAACGCUGACAUAGUGAGAAAUUAGAAAAUGUUUCUGUAAGAUCAUUAUUAAGAUGAUUUUUGCUUAUUUCGAAAUGUCAACAAUUUCUUAUUAGACAAGUAAAUAUACUUUAUGAUAAGAACUGAGGUUAUGAAAGGAUUAGGAAAUGAGUGAAAUUUUAGGCAGUGAGUGCCUGACCCUUAAUUGUUAACAUCUGUAUAGCAGCUGACUUUGGAAUGACAAGAUAUAGCUCAAACUUGUUAUUGCUGAGAUUUAAAUUAUUUUUUUUUGUUCCACUGCAUUUUGAAAAGUAACAUUUAUAUGAUACAUACUUUUAAACGAAUUUGUUUCUGAUAUUUCAUAUUACAACACUAAGCUUUUUGUUUAUAGAAUGAGAUCUUCAAUUAUUAGAACAAAGGAUACACAAACCAAAAUAUGUUCAUCUUUUCUAGAUAAAUAAAAAAAAGGGAUGGUUUGAUCAUCAGCACUAUUGUGCAUUGCCAUGACAUGAUUGCUGUGACAUGACAUGAGACAUUCUGACAUGACUGCAAGACAUGAGACUGCCUUGACAUGCUACAUGACUGAUGUGACAUGACACAUGGCUGCUGUGACAUGAUAUAUGACUGCUAUGACAUAAUACGUGACUGCCCUAACGUGACAUGACUUCCAUCACAUAGUUCAUGACUGCUGUGACAAGACACAGGACUGCAGUGGCAUGGACAAAAGUGUCAAAACAUCUACGACUUCACCAUUUCUUACUGUGAUUAUAUUAUGACCACUUAAGCAUUAUCUCGCUCUGAAGAAAUAUCAUCUCAUUUAAUCUCAUAUUUGAAAAUUAAAAUAACCCUUAUAACAAACAACAUAAUAACUUACUGUUUUAUCACAAUUUUUAAAUUUAAUUCUUUUACUUUAAUUUUUAAAGACAUAAAUUAAACCCCCCCCCAAAAAAAAAAGAAAAAAAGAAGAUUUAUCAAAAGAAUCAAAUUGGCACCAAAAAGUACCAUGCAAAAAAAAAUAUUUGCUUUCAGGAC
Lymnaea stagnalis (great pond snail) is the source of this 9493-nucleotide messenger RNA. The record is from the annotation of a GenBank genome assembly. NCBI's taxonomy places the organism in Eukaryota, Metazoa, Mollusca, Gastropoda, Lymnaeidae.